Patiria miniata (bat star) is the source of this 1046-nucleotide messenger RNA. Its product is annotated as neuropeptides capa receptor-like. Gene Ontology annotation, cellular component: membrane. The record is from RefSeq and is a predicted model, not a curated record. Gene Ontology annotation, biological process: G protein-coupled receptor signaling pathway. The coding region runs from base 16 to 900 and encodes 294 amino acids. Gene Ontology annotation, molecular function: G protein-coupled receptor activity. Lineage: Eukaryota; Metazoa; Echinodermata; Asteroidea; Valvatida; Asterinidae. The transcript has a single exon.
ACGUACGUUGAAACCAUGAGCGCCAUCGACAUCAUCACUGGGGCCAAGUACGCGUUGACGGGGUGUGCCGCGGUGGCCACGGUGGAGAAUCUCUUGGUGUUAGUGGUGUUUGCUUGUACCAGCCGUCUCAGAAUGAAGUACUACGGCUUCCUCAUCAACCUGACGCUGGCUGACUUGUUCUACGCCGUCAUGGCCAUCGCAUUCACUUGGGGAGGAUCUGAAAUACUCUUCUCUAUCUUCAUCUCAGGCUACUUCGUCGGCGUUUGGACGAUCCUUGCCGAAGGCAUCAACCGCUACCUGGCAGUGUCCUUUGUGGACACUGCUCGCUACGACGUGUUGGUCACCAGGAACCGCUUGGUGGCAGUUUGCGUUCUCAUUUGGGUCGUCUCAGUCGCGGUCCACAUCCUGCUGGCUGUCCUGCCGGACUCUGACUUUGAAUCCCUCUUUGACGGAGUGAUCAAGCCCCUGACUGUGUUCAUCUUUUGGCUGAUAACCGCCGGUCUUUACAUCGUCGUUUUCCGUAAGAUCAAGGGUUAUACUACUCCUCUCGCAUCCAGCCCGCCAUUGCAAGCUUCAUGCAUCGAGGAUCAGGUCCGCACCCGAGUGCGUCAGACCCGCCGCUUGCUGGUCACUUUCACUCUGAUUCUAAUCACGUCAUUCAUCUGCUGGAUGCCGUUUAGCGUGAUGCAGGUGGUGGCCCACCUUCACAGAGAUUUGGAGUAUCAAGAUGCGGUCUUCUGGAUCACUGCAACGGUCUACUGCCUGGCCCCGAUGAUCAACCCUUGGAUCUACUGGAUGCGACUGGAUGGUUUCAGAGAGGGCUCCCGCCACAUUUUCUGUGGGUGUUUCAAUCGGGAGUUCCUUCCAGUGGAUGAAACUGUCUCAGAAACUGGCCUGUAAAGAAACAUUUGUGGCAUAGGCCUACGUAGAACAUGCAAAUACAGCAUGGUUUGAUGGGGAAAAGUGGGAAUUACUGGUUCCGAGCCAGUGUAGGUCAGCUUCGCGUCGGGAGGUAAUCCAGCUGACCUACACAGUAAUUCCAACUA